GCCACAGUAGCAAGUCUACUUGCAUCUAGUAAAGCCUUUGAAUUAUCUCCCCAAGAAGUGUUGGACAAAAACUCCCCACAAAUACUCAGUGAAACGGGCAUCGAUCCCUGUACCUUGGUAGACUCGCCAAAAGCGAAUGCCAGCGUGCAACUUGGCAGCUGGCUAGAAUGCGCCGUAAACGGUUUUUACCCGUUCCCAGCAAACAAAAACUGGCCCGAGGGUCACGCAACCUCUUUCUCAAAAGACAUCAGAUUUACAUUCAACGACACACACUACGACUUUGAAGGCUCACGAAGGCUUUACAACACAUUCAACACAACCCUAGGCGUCGCUUUCGCGCCCUUCAAGCACGGCUUCAUCAACACUCUCGGCAUCCCCAACGCCAAUGGCGACAAGGGCGGCUUCGUGUACAUGAUUGGGUGGGCUGGUGGAUUCCAGACGCGCAUACAGCGCGAUGUCUACUUCACCAAUGCGGCGUUUGCAGUAGUCAAGGAAGUGGAGGGGGAGAGGAAGAUUGUUGAGUUUAGAGAAAGCAGUAAUAUUCCGAAUACUGCGAUUUUGCCGCCGCCGGUUGAGUGGACGUGCGAGUUU
Molecule: messenger RNA, 591 nt
Organism: Bipolaris victoriae FI3
Lineage: Eukaryota; Fungi; Ascomycota; Dothideomycetes; Pleosporales; Pleosporaceae
Exons: 2
Source: RefSeq, a predicted model, not a curated record